Sciurus carolinensis (gray squirrel) is the source of this 963-nucleotide messenger RNA. RefSeq names its product olfactory receptor 8K5-like. Gene Ontology annotation, molecular function: olfactory receptor activity; odorant binding; G protein-coupled receptor activity. The transcript has 2 exons. Lineage: Eukaryota; Metazoa; Chordata; Mammalia; Rodentia; Sciuridae. Gene Ontology annotation, cellular component: membrane. Bases 1 to 963 code for a protein of 320 amino acids. The record is from RefSeq and is a predicted model, not a curated record. Gene Ontology annotation, biological process: G protein-coupled receptor signaling pathway; sensory perception of smell.
AUGUUCUCUAUCUUGAUUAUAUUGUUUAAAGUAUAUAUUACAGUGCUGACUGAGUUCAUUCUGACUGGAGUCUCAAGGCGGCCUGAGCUGCAGCUUCCCCUCUUUGGGGUCUUCCUCAUCAUCUACACAGUCACAGUGGUGGGCAACCUGGGCAUGAUCAUUCUGACCAAGCUGGACUCCUGCCUGCACACACCUAUGUAUUUUUUUAUCAGACAUCUGGCUUUCAUUGACCUUGGCAAUUCCACUGCCAUAUGUCCAAAGAUGCUCGUAAAUUUUGUUGUGGAUCAAAAUACCAUUUCCUUUUAUGCAUGUGCCACUCAGAUGGCUUGCUUUAUUAUGUUCAUCAUCAGUGAACUUUCCAUUUUGUCUGUCAUGGCCUAUGACCGCUAUGUGGCCAUCUGCAACCCUCUGCUCUACAAUGUCAUCAUGUCUCAGAGACUCUGCCAUGUGCUGGUGGGCAUUCCAUACCUCUACAGCACCUUUCAGGCUCUCUUGUUCCCUAUGAAGUAUUUCACAUCAAUCUUCUGUGGCUCUAAGGUCAUUAGUCAUUUCUACUGUGAUGUUGUUCCCUUGUUACCUAUGAUCUGCUCAGAUGCACAAGAAACAGAAUUGCUAACAGUCCUAUUUUCAGCAUUUAAUUUGAUCUCCUCCCUCCUGGUAGUCCUGGUAUCCUACAUUCUGAUUCUGCUUGCCAUAUGUCGAAUGCAUGGUGCAGAAGGCAGGAAAAAGGCUUUCUCCACAUGUGGGUCUCAUCUGACAGGGGUGGUGGUGUUCUAUGGGUCUCUACUUUUUAUGUAUGUGCAGCCUAAAUCCACCCACUCCUAUGAAACUGAUAAGCUGGCCUCUGUAUUUUACACAUUAGUGACCCCCAUGCUUAACCCCUUAAUCUAUAGCCUAAGGAAUAAAGAGGUGAAAAAUGCCUUCCACAGGGUCCUUAAAAAUCACUGCAAGGUUUGUAUUUAA